UUUCUACCGGACACACUGGAGCUGUUCACGUACCUCAACGGCCCGGAGCCCGUGGCCCGGUUCCAGAGACGAUGCGGACUUUUCCUCGUGGAAGCCGCGCAUUACAGCCGAGCGAGCACGCGCAGCCCCGCGGACCACAGCGACAAACCUGCACGUGGGCGACUUCAGGAAAGAAGACACAACCACAGCCAUCAGCAGCAGCAGGAGCAGGAGCAGCAGCAGCAGCAGCAGCAGGAGCAGCAGGAGCAGGAGCAGCAGCAGGAGCAGGACAACAAUUCAAACUACAGAGACAAGGACAGAGGAUGUGUCGAUGGUGGCUGCAGCAGACCUCAGUACGAGGUGAGGAACUGGCUGCUGCACGUUCUCUUCCUCUUGUCGUCGGGCCUGGGGCAUGAAAUCUUCUACAUCACCUUUCUGCCCUGCAUUCACUGGAACCUGGACCCGUUCCUGUGCCGACGCCUCGUCAGCAUCUGGACUAUCGUGAUGUAUAUCGGCCAGGUAACGAAGGACAUGCUGAAGCUGCCGCGCCCUCUGUCUCCCCCUGUGGUGAAGCUGGAGACACGCGUUGACGCAGAGUACGGCCUUCCCUCGACACAUGCCAUGGGUGCCACUGCCAUUUUCUUCACCUUUUUACUCAGCGCUCCAUCCAGGAUACAGUUUCAGUUCGAGGUGGGUCUGCUGAUGGCGGCGACGCUGUCAUCGUUGGUGUGUCUGAGCCGGAUCUACACUGGCAUGCACUCAGUGUUGGAUGUGAUCUGUGGCGCGUUCAUCUCGGGUUUCCUCAUGCUCCUCACGUAUCCUUACUGGGAAACCUUUGACCGCUUUCAGCUGACCAGCAACAUUUCCCCCGUGGUGGCGUUGGUACUGCCCCUCUUCCUCAGCUACACAUACCCAGAGCUGGGCCACUACAGCACCACACGGGGAGACACUACCACCAUUCUGGGUGCAGGAGCUGGAUGUUUUGUGGGUUACUGGGUGAAUGAGCAGCUGGGACAAACCUUUGAGCCUCAGAGGAACCUGUUACCUGUUCCUCUGCCCACACUAACAGUCCAUGCACUGGCAGUGGGCGUGGCCCGCUUCCUGUUGGGAGUCGCAGCUUUAAUUGGGACUCGACAGAUAGUGAAAGCGCUGAGUUUGCAGGUGUUAUAUUCAUGGUACAGGGUGCCAAAGGGUGACGACAGCGCCAGGAGGAGGAGAGAAAUUGAAGUUCCAUAUAAGUUUGCUACAUACACAUCAGUAGGACUUGUAAAUACUAUAUUGGUCAAUAGAUUGUUCAUGCUGCUGGGGCUGCUAUGACCUCGUCACGCUAAGUUGCUAGGAUCUUAUCGU
This is a messenger RNA of Solea solea (common sole), 1329 nucleotides long. RefSeq names its product sphingosine-1-phosphate phosphatase 2 (gene sgpp2). The annotation marks the transcript as partial. The transcript is spliced from 5 exons. Gene Ontology annotation, cellular component: endoplasmic reticulum membrane. The record is from RefSeq and is a predicted model, not a curated record. Gene Ontology annotation, biological process: phospholipid dephosphorylation; sphingosine metabolic process. Gene Ontology annotation, molecular function: sphingosine-1-phosphate phosphatase activity. Lineage: Eukaryota; Metazoa; Chordata; Actinopteri; Pleuronectiformes; Soleidae.